UUUUAAUGAGUAUAUUUUUUACUCAGGCUGUUUCCCUCCUUUUACUCUUCUCUGCACACUUUCUGUCACACUUGGUCCUCUUUUUGCUGCACAAAUUGUUGCAUAUCCUGCACUGUUAUCAUUAUUUUAUCGGCGUUUCAUUGGUACUCUAAAAAGCAGACCUGAAAGAGCCAUGUACAUCAUAGGCCAUGUGAAGAAGAGCAACCAAGAAAGAAAGAAGCCCACAAAAAAUAGAAUGCACUCUUUCCAAUUGCUGCGCUGUGAUUUUGCAGAAGCAAGAUGAAUCUAACUGAGAUUAGGGAAAUUGCAAUUUAUUGUGAUUCAGUACAUACAGAUUUGACUAUGCAGAAGCAGCUGUGCAGAAAAUCAAAGUAGGACUUAACUAGUACAAAAAAUAGAUAGGACUUGGGAAUUAGGCUCCCAGGCUUCUGUUUUUAGGUAUCCGAUUCCCCAUCAUGUCAUGAAGCGCUGAUCUCAGAGCUUUUGGAGGUCACCCACAAGUGAUUUUUUUUUGUUCUUGUUUUCAGGGUAUUAGGCUUCCCUUCACAGUAAUGAAGAACUGAUUUGAGACCUUUUGGUCGAUACCCAAUAGCUGAAAACAUGGAGAAGUCUAAGGAUGGGAAGAGAAGGUCCAUGUCAUCAGCAUCUUCCGGGCACCAUCAUCAGGAUUGGAGCUGUAAUAUGGCGAAGCCACUCAGAUUCAAUAAAUGUGGGUUCAGUGUGUUCUCCAAGAUGUCCAGUAAGAGGUUUUUGGAGGAGGGUAUUCCAGUUUACUUAAAUGUCUAUGAUCUUACACCCAUGAAUGGGUAUGUUUAUUGGGCUGGACUAGGAAUUUUCCAUUCAGGAGUUGAAGUACAUGGGGUUGAGUAUGCAUUUGGGGCACACGAUUAUCCUACAAGUGGUGUUUUUGAGGUGGAGCCUCGUCAGUGCCCAGGAUUUACAUUUCGUAAAUCAGUAUAUAUUGGGUCUACAACUCUCAAUCGUUCUGAGCUUAGAGAAUUCAUGGAGCAGCAUGCUGGAAACUACAAUGGAGAUACAUAUCACCUCAUUGCCAAGAACUGUAAUCAUUUCUGUAAUGAUAUCUGUUUGAAGCUGACUGGAAAAUCUAUCCCAGGCUGGGUUAACCGGCUUGCAAAGAUUGGUUCACUCUGCAACUGUUUGCUUCCAGAGGGUCUUCAUGUAUCUGCUGUUCGACAUGAGCCUGAUUAUCAAGCAUAUGAAGGAGAGAAAAAGAGAUUAAGAAGUUCUUUUUGUAGGUUUUCUGGUAGUCUUGCUGCAAUGAGUACAAGACAGAGGCCUCUUUCAGUUUCUUCUGUGUUCUUAACCUCUCCAAUGAGAGGAAGUGUGCUGCCAUGGGAAUUGAAAGGUUCAGUUAAGGAAAGUGAACCAGUCCCGUGGAUUCCUUCCAUUUUUCAAGCUUGGGGAAUCUGUGAAUUGACUAAUACUUGAACAAAGUGCAGCAAUAAAAAGUUGCUUUGAAAUCUAUUGUCGUGAAGGAAUUCAAGUUGAUGCUUUAGUUGACCCAAGUACUUUCAGAAUCAUACGUUAUGGGUGAGGCUAACCCUGCCAUCAUAGCAUAUGCUUUGGAACGUCGAGUUCAAUUUUGCCACAUACAUUUCAACAUUUGUCGAUAUUUUUUAAGGGGGUUUGAAACAUACAGUUUGUUUAUUCCUCAUUAUAUAUUCAAUGUGUGCAAAGGCAAGUCAUGCAAACAUUCAGUUUGCUUUUGUGAUAAUUUGGCUGAAAGCAUAUGCCAAUAUUGUUAGGGAUUGAAACUGAUUCAGUUGAAGCCAUACAGCCCGAGGGUUCUGUUGGAUUGAAUUUAAUCUUGAUCAGACAGUUUGUAUAUUACUCCCUCUCUUGCAGAGUGGGAGGGAUGACUAAUUGGCUGUAUAUGUUCAGAUGUUUGAUAAUUGAUAUGGGUUUUUUACGGUUCAAAAUUGGUGCAUAAACCUGUCAAGUUACUCAGGGUGCUGGCAAAAAAAUCUACAAUCCAGUACUAUUAUUAAUUAUGAUUGCUAUUCAGAUA
Cryptomeria japonica (Japanese cedar) is the source of this 2029-nucleotide messenger RNA. RefSeq names its product deSI-like protein At4g17486. Gene Ontology annotation, molecular function: deubiquitinase activity. Gene Ontology annotation, biological process: protein deubiquitination. The record is from RefSeq and is a predicted model, not a curated record. The coding region runs from base 601 to 1449 and encodes 282 amino acids. Lineage: Eukaryota; Viridiplantae; Streptophyta; Pinopsida; Cupressales; Cupressaceae. The transcript is spliced from 4 exons.